AUGAUCCACAAUCAUGGGCGGACUUCUGUACAUUUGAGUCAUCAGGCGUUCACGAAUUCGUCGGACCAUGUACCGAGGAACGCAGAAACGAUAGAAGCUGAAAUAAUUCUCAAUCGGACACCCACAGCAUCAGCUCAAGGGCUGCCCCAAGAACCUCCAUUUCAAGAGGUUCGAUCCAGUGCGCCAGGGAAGAUUUCGGCUGGAUGUCGGAUGAUCGAAAUAUUCGACCACUGCUCAACCGUUUGCACGGACCAUACUUCAGGACCAUGUCAGAUACGGCUAUCAGAGAAAUUAUGUAUAGACAUUAAAACGCACAGGUUACGAUCAGACCAGACUAAAAUGCAUCACGAAAAGAAACGGUGGAGACUCAACUGGGAAAAUGCUAGAAAAUAA
Molecule: messenger RNA, 393 nt
Organism: Ostertagia ostertagi
Lineage: Eukaryota; Metazoa; Nematoda; Chromadorea; Rhabditida; Trichostrongylidae
Source: the annotation of a GenBank genome assembly